Tetrapisispora phaffii CBS 4417 is the source of this 1491-nucleotide messenger RNA. It is a transcript of the gene MSC1, whose product is annotated as double-strand break repair enhancer MSC1. Lineage: Eukaryota; Fungi; Ascomycota; Saccharomycetes; Saccharomycetales; Saccharomycetaceae. The record is from RefSeq and is a predicted model, not a curated record. The transcript has a single exon. The coding region runs from base 1 to 1491 and encodes 496 amino acids.
AUGAGACUAGUUUUUGUAUUAACCCUGUUUGCACUCUGUGAAAAGAGUGCUCUAGCUUUUGGGAAUUCCCAACAAUCUGCUUUCAACGUCGAGAAAUGGACCCAUGAAGACAUCCUGGAAUAUCUAAAAGAUGAAGCUGACGAGCUGAAGGACCUCAGCUCACAAACGUACGAGUACCUAAAGGAUCACUUAGCACAUAAAUUAAGUUUUGGACACGAACAACGUACCGCUACUGAUGUGGCCAGUGAUACGUAUCAUGGGUACAAGGGCAGAGUCUGUGAAUGGUUGGUUGAUACUUGGACUACUAAUGCAAUCCACAAACUGUUAGAUUCUGCUGGCAUCGACUUCGACCCAAAUGUAUCCAGAGAUGAGUUAAUCAAAAUCUUUAGAGAUAACUUCGAUGUUGCAUGCAAAAAACUUAAUGCGUCUGGGUAUUAUCCAUCCACCAAGUUUUAUUCUGAAUGGACUCUGCAAGAACUCCAGGACUGGUUGGAGAGGUUCGGCAUUGAGUAUUCUAAUGACAUAAAAAAUAAAAGAGAUGACUUAGUUGCUUUAGUGAAGAAGAACGCUUAUCAGGCAUCUGAAUACGCUGAAGAGAAGAGAAUGGACCUCAUGAAGAAGCUUAACGAGAAUGCUGGUGAUGAGUUGUUCGAUAAAAAGACAGGCAAAUUGAACAAAGACGUUUUCGAACAUUGGUCCAACGUAGAUUUACAAAACUGGUUAGAAGAUCACGGCAUUAGCUACGAUAAGGCCAAAGUCAAAGGCAAAAAAAAUCACAAGUAUUUGAUCAAGAUUGCAGAGGACAAUAUCAAUUUGUUACAGGAUGAUGUUGACUGGUAUUUCCAAAAAUUACACCAGACUGCCUCUCCAAUCCUCUACAAGCCAGCUAAUUAUAUGUCACAACUGUAUGAUGUCGCAGCUGGAAACACGGGUAUGAGAAAGUUUACACCAACGUGGCUUCAAUAUUUCUAUGACAAGCUCAAAUACAACUGGCAUUGUCAUUUCUCUGAUGUUGAUAAACUCAACACGGACAGUUGGUCUAAAGAGAGAUUACAAGAGUUCCUCGAUGUAAGGGGCGUCAAGUACCAUACCCUCACGACAAAGCGAAGCCUAAGGAAACUAGUUCAAAAAAACAAAGAUAAACCAAUUAUCAAGAAUGAAGAAAACGUUGCAAAGCUAUUCAACAAACUGGGGUUAUCAAACGUACAUGAUUGGCUGACGGAAACUACUCUCAAGGAAAAAAGCGACAAGUUGAGCAAGGAUUCCCAAACUUGGAAAAACUCCAUCAUUGAAAAAUGGUACCAGACUCUGGACACCUGGACGGUGGAUGAACUCAGUGACUACCUGAAUUCAUUCGGAAUCGUGUCGAAUCCAACCGCAACAAAAAACGAACUCAUAGAGAUGAUUAAAUCUAACACGAAAUCAUUUUUCGGAUUCCCAGAGCCACAACCAUUCUACAAGAGAUGGUACAAUGGUCUAUUCUACCGUUAA